AUGUCAAAGAUGCUCCAAAGCAUGUGCCGCCAGUUCGCUGAUGAGGAACUAGCCCCUAACGCGGGAUCGUGGGACAAAGAGCACAAGCUUCCAGUGGAAGUCAUCAAGAAGAUGGGAGAGAUGGGCUUGAUGGGAGUGAGUCAGCCAACGGAAUUCGGGGGCUCGGGGAUGGAUACCAUGUCCUACGCCAUUUCUCUCGAAGAAAUCUCUCGCGGAUGCGCCAGCUGCGGUGUGGUCAUGUCCGCCAACAACUCGCUUUACUGUGACCCGAUCAAGAUGUUCGGGACAGCCGAGCAGAAAGAAAAAUGGCUGACUGACUUUGCGUCCGGCAACAAGCUUGGCUGCUUUGCUCUGAGUGAACCCGGCAACGGAUCGGAUGCAGGGGCUGCGUCGACGGUGGCUGUGGCUGAUGGCGAUCACUUUGUCUUGAAUGGCACUAAGAACUGGAUCACCAACGGGCCGACUGCAGAUGCUGCCAUCGUCUUCGCGACCUCCGACAAGUCAGCCAAACACAAAGGAAUCUCCGCGUUCUUGGUAGAGAAAGGCACUCCCGGCUUUACCACGGGAAAGCCCGAGGAUAAGCUUGGGAUCCGAGCGUCGGGCACCUGCAGCCUCAUCUUCGAGGACUGUCGCAUCCCUCGCUCUCAUCUCCUCGGCGAUCUUGGCAUGGGCUUCAAGAUCGCCAUGAUGACCCUAGACGGUGGCAGGAUCGGAAUUGCAAGCCAGGGAGUCGGGAUAGCGCAGGCUUCGCUAGAUGCUGCAGUGAGAUACUCGGAAACGCGCACGGCGUUCGGCAGUCCCAUCUCAAAGCUGCAGGCCAUCCAGUUCAAGAUCGCUGACAUGGCCAUGAAGAUUGAGUCCGCCCGCCUCCUCACCUGGCGAGCAGCUCAGAUGAAAGAUGACAAGGAGAACUUCAUCAAGGCUGCGGCCAUGGCAAAACUCGCGGCGUCGGAAGCGGCAACUUUCUGCUCGCAUCAAGCGAUUCAAGUGCUGGGAGGAUACGCAGGAUACGUGACGGAUUACCCGGUGGAGCGACACUACCGAGACGCUAGGAUCACAGAGAUUUAUGAAGGAACAAGCGAGAUUCAGCGUCUGGUCAUUGCCGGGCAGGUCUACAAGGAUUACGCUUGA
Messenger RNA from Guillardia theta CCMP2712, 1131 nucleotides. RefSeq lists its product as hypothetical. Gene Ontology annotation, molecular function: flavin adenine dinucleotide binding. NCBI's taxonomy places the organism in Eukaryota, Cryptophyceae, Pyrenomonadales, Geminigeraceae. The record is from RefSeq and is a predicted model, not a curated record. The coding region runs from base 1 to 1131 and encodes 376 amino acids. Gene Ontology annotation, biological process: fatty acid beta-oxidation using acyl-CoA dehydrogenase; butyrate catabolic process. The transcript has 17 exons.